UUUUUCCCCUAAAAAAAACAAGAAGCAAACCCCUGUCCCCCCAUCUCACUCCACCGCCGCUUGCUCGCGCCACCAAGCCGGGGGCGCCGGAGAUGAUCUCGUCCAUGUCCUGGGUGCCCAGGGGCGCCGCCAGGAGCGCACCCAUCCAGGCGGACCCUCCCACGCAGGAGGAGAUCGACGAGGCCAUGAGGAGCAUCGCCCUCGCCACAGAAAAUGAUGGCAGCGCCGCCGCCGACGAAAACUAUGGCGAGAUGGAGGUCGACGGCGCCGACGAGGAGGACAGUGAGGAUGUCGCCCGGGCCAAGGCCGCCGCCGAGGCGCUCGGGAAGACCGGCUCGGGAGGCGGUGUCUCCGAUGGGCUCGAGGAGCUCAACAUGGAGGAAUACGAUGACGAGGACGACGUAGAGCCCGAGCUUCUCAGUACCGGGAGGGGGGAUUUGUACUAUGAAAACAACGAAGAGGACCCUCAUCUCGUCAGGAACAACGAUGAUGAUGAUGGUGAUGAGGACGAGGAGAUUGAAGACAUGGCUAUCAAACCUACUGAUAUGCUGAUUGUUUGUGCACACAACGAGGAUGAGUUCAAUUCUCUUCAGGUUAGUAUAGUGGAAGAGUUGGAGGACGGGGAUCUUAAUAUGUAUGUUCAUCAUGAGGUCCCUCUCUCAGAUUUUCCACUCUGCACGGGUUGGAUGGAUUUUAACUUCAAGGAUGCCAAGAAAGAAGGGAAUUUCAUUGCUGUUGGAACCAUGGAUCCUGCAAUUGAAAUAUGGAACUUGGAUAUUGUUGAUGAGGUCAAACCACAUAUUGUGCUAGGAGGACUUUCAAAAAACAAAGAAAAGGUUAAGGGGGAAAAGGCAAAGAAAUACGAGGGUAGCCACAGAAGUUCUGUUCUUGGUCUUGCAUGGAACGCGGUGGUAAGGAACGCUCUAGCUAGUGCAAGUGCAGACAAAACUGUUAAAGUUUGGGAUUUAUAUACCGGUAAAUGUGACCGCACACUGCAACAUCAUGAUGGCAAGGUUCAGUCAGUUGCAUGGAGGUCACCUGAAGUUCUUCUCACUGGAUCUUUUGAUAGAUCAGUUGCCAUGACUGACAUGAGAGGUGAUGGACAAAGUUGUCAUAAAUGGUCCGUCGAAGCAGAUGUGGAAAGCUUAGCUUGUGAUCCACACAAUGAACACACGUUUGUGGUUAGUCUUGAAAAUGGGACGGUUCAAGCGUUUGAUACGCGGACAGCUUCAUCGCAUUCUAAUUGCGGCCAGCCCAUGUUUACUCUGCAAGCACACGACAAGGCUGUUUCUUCAAUAUCCUUCACCCCAUCUACCCCCAAUCUCCUUGCUACAGGUUCAACUGAUAACACGGUGAAGCUCUGGGAUCUGUCGAACAACCAGCCGUCAUGCGUCGCUUCACUGAAUCCAAACCUUGGAGCUAUAUUUUCGGUAUCGUUUUCGAACGACAGCCCCUUCCUGCUAGCAUGCGGAGGAUCAAACGGCAAGCUGAAAGUCUGGAACACACUGUUGGAACCAGCGGUGGCUAAUAGAUUCGGCAAGUAGACAUAUGUUGCGAAAUGGAUUAUCAGUUUUCUCCAGACUCCCUCCAGAGAGGCGCAGAGACUAAUGUCCACCACGGUUGCAGCAUGUGUUAAAACUGUUUUGCCUCUUGUACCGACAAAAUGGAUAUGUAGUGAAGUGUGGAACUCGCAGCUCAUCACGCAGUACGGAGUAGUAUUUUAGACCCCGUGUUGGUUGGACCUCGACACAUACAGAUACAAUACGGAGCGUUGCCAAUCCACACGUUUAUCUGCUGGAGGUGAAAAAAAAACAUGAAAAUGCAAGGAGGAGAAAGAAAGUGGGCAUGCAUUAUCAA
Triticum aestivum (bread wheat) is the source of this 1857-nucleotide messenger RNA. RefSeq lists its product as uncharacterized. Gene Ontology annotation, cellular component: nucleus. The record is from RefSeq and is a predicted model, not a curated record. Gene Ontology annotation, biological process: rRNA processing. The transcript is spliced from 16 exons. Lineage: Eukaryota; Viridiplantae; Streptophyta; Magnoliopsida; Poales; Poaceae. The coding region runs from base 93 to 1544 and encodes 483 amino acids. Gene Ontology annotation, molecular function: protein binding.